Molecule: messenger RNA, 6798 nt
Organism: Boeremia exigua
Lineage: Eukaryota; Fungi; Ascomycota; Dothideomycetes; Pleosporales; Didymellaceae
Product: nucleoporin nup189
Exons: 5
Coding region: 395-6319 (1974 amino acids)
Biological process (GO): protein import into nucleus; post-transcriptional tethering of RNA polymerase II gene DNA at nuclear periphery; RNA export from nucleus
Cellular component (GO): nuclear pore; nuclear pore cytoplasmic filaments
Molecular function (GO): structural constituent of nuclear pore
Source: RefSeq, a predicted model, not a curated record
CAAUCAUCCUGUUUGUGACCCAGACAGCAACUCUUGCCGUGGUGAAGCUGCACGUGACCGCCCCUUAGCGCGACUGUGUAAAGACAUUCGUGAGCGCAGCUACUAUUAAAUCGCACUCGUCGCCAGCUUUCUCUCGUUAUCUAACUCUACAUUCCAGCUGCUCUUCCAGCGAGCUCUUUUCAUUUUGUGCACGUCUCGAUUGUGGACGUCGCCGCGCUAGCUCGUUUCUUAGCGCGUUUUCUCGCAGCUCUGCGAAGCUGGGCCAGGGUUGCACCGACCUCACCCGUCCACAACCACGAUCCUUUCAACUCCAUCCGCGCCCGCGCGACCGCACACCGCGCAUACUCAGUCGAGUCGACAGUAAAGCGCGCGCGACGCCUCGCACACGGCCAACAUGUCUUUCGGCGGCGGCGGCGGCUUCGGUGGCUUCGGCUCCAACAACAACAACCAGUCCUCGGGCUUUGGUUUUGGUGCGACUAAUAACAACACCUCUGGUGGCGGCUUUGGUGCAGCGAACAACAAUGCCACAUCUGCCUUCGGUUCGAAACCGUUCGGCAGCUCCACAACGGGCGGCGGUCUCUUUGGCGGCGGCAGCGGCACAACAACAGGCUCGACGUUCGGUGGCUUUGGGUCAAACAACAACACCGCAUCGUCUGGGUUUGGCAGUGGUGCCACUACUGGGACGAGCUUGUUUGGUGGCGCAAGCAAGCCUGCAUUCGGUGCUGGCGCAGCAACCAACACCGGCGGCGGAAUGUUUGGCGGCGGAAGCACGGGCGGGUUUGGUGCCAACAACACCACAGGAGGUUUUGGUAGUGGCGCCGCCUCCGGUGGCUUUGGUGCAGCAGCAACUACCGCAAACAAUGGCACCGCGAGCACACCAUUCCAGGCUCACACCGAGAAGGAUGGAACAUCCGCGACGCAACAUUACCAGACCAUUACCUUCCAGCAACCUUACAUGAACUAUUCACUCGAGGAGCUAAGGCUAGCCGAUUACAACCAAGGACGCCGCUACGGCAAUUCGAACGGUCAAGGCGGUGCAUUUGGCCAGAACUCUACUUUUGGCGGGUUCGGCGCCAACACUAAUACCAACACCACAUCUGCGUUCGGCUCCAACACGAAUACUACCGGCAGCGGCGGUCUCUUUGGAGGCAACAACACGGCAAACACUACCGGUGGGUUUGGACAGUCUGCAGGAGGCUUCGGCGCGAACAACACUGCGAACACUGGUGGUGGCCUCUUCGGCGGCGCGAAGCCAGCGACUGGCGGUCUGUUCGGAGGAUCAAACACAACCACUACAGGCGCCACUGGCGGCGGCCUUUUCGGUGGCGGUUCGACAACAAACACAACUGGAGGUUUCGGUAGCGGAGGCGGUUUCGGUGCAAACAACAACAACACUGGAGGCGGUCUUUUCGGCAACAACAAUAAUGCAGCAAAGCCUGCAUUCGGCGCCGCAGCACCGAACACUUCCACUGGCUUUGGCGGCGCCACCAACUCAGGCUUUGGACAAACCAACACCGGCGGAGGACUUUUUGGUCAAAACAACCAGGCCAGCGCUGCACCUGCCUUCGGUGCUGCCCAGCCGACCGCGAACUCAGGUGGUGGCCUGUUUGGUAACACCGGCGGCGCAUUCGGCCAGAACAACACCGCUCAAGCACCAGCAUCCGGCGGACUCUUCGGUGGCGGUGGUGGUGCUUUUGGUCAGAACAACCAGGCCAAGCCCGCAACAGGUGGUCUGUUCGGAGGCGGAUCCACAGCAACCAACACUGGGGGUGGUCUCUUCGGUGGCGGUGCGUCUACGGCGGCUCCAGCAACCGGAGGCCUGUUUGGAGGCUCAACCACAAACAACAACACUGGCGGUGGACUCUUUGGAGGCGCCAAGCCAGCGGCCCCAGGUGGAGGUCUGUUUGGUGGUGGUAACACCCAAAACACAGGAGCUGCGGCUGGAGGCGGCCUGUUUGGCAACCUUGGCGGGCAACAGAACCAGACCAACGCUGGCUCCAGCCUCUUUGGUGGACAGAAUAACCAGCCAAAGCCCGGCGGUCUCUUUGGCAAUUCCACCACAAACAACAAUGCUGGUGGCAGUCUCUUUGGCGGCUUGGGCUCGAGUACCCAGCAGAACAACAACAUGGGUGGCUCUCUGUUUGGCGGUGGCCAGAAUCAGCAGCAGAACCAGCAACAAAACGGCAACAGCUUGUUCGGUGCAUCUGGAAGCUCCUUGUUGAACACCUCGUUGAACACCAACCCGUACGGAAACGAUGGGCUUUUCUCCGGUCUUGCUACCCCCACUCAAAGCCCUGGCCCUAUUGCCACGCCCCUCUCCAGCAGCCAGAAGAACAAGAAAAGCGCCAUUCUGCCUCAGCACAAGCUCAAUCCUGCCGCAUCCACUCGUCUCCUUACGCCUCAGGCUAAGCGCACUGGCGGAUACGGAUUCACGUACUCUACUUACGGUAGCCCGGCUAGUGGUCAAGCUACGCCCAACCUCGGUGGCAGCCUGUUCGGCGGAGGCAGUCUAACGCGCUCACUUGGACACAGGACCAGUACCUCCAUGAGUAACCUGCGCAACAGCUUCACCCCUGAGACCAGCAUCUUGGCUCCAGGUGCUUUCUCUACCACCGGUCGCUCGUUUGGCAACGGAAGCCUCAAGAAGCUGAAUGUCAAUCGCUCCAUCAACACCCGCAUCCCACUCUUCGACGAGCCGUCACACAAGCGCGUGAGCUUUGCUGGUGGCGACGGCGAUACAUUGAACGGCAGCACAAACGGAGAGACCGCUCUCGUGGUACGCAGGGAUGACGAUGAACUUUCUCCUGGUUCUAUGAAUGGCGAUGCUAGCCCUGAGCCAUCGCGCCCCGCCAUGCAGCAAGUCAACGGCAACGAGCUUGCGCGUGUCGCCGAGAACGACCCCGCCCUGACACCAAAGUCGUCCUCUGCGGUCAACGCUCAGCUUGGAGAUGACCCUGAGCCGGGAGAGUACUGGUCCCAGCCGUCCUUGCAACAGCUGAAGAAAUUGAGCAAGCAGGAGCUCAAGAGUGUACGCAGCUUUGUUGUUGGUCGCCACAACAUUGGCCAGAUUGAAUUCCACCAAGGCGCGCCUGUCGACCUUUCAGAGACCAACCUUGACAAGCUCUUUGGUGACAUUGUGCAGCUCAACCACCGCAAUGCCACGGUCUACGGUGAGAACUGCACUUGUCUGCCAAAGCCACCAAUGGGCACCGCGCUAAACCACCCAUCGCGUGUCACUCUCCUCAACUCGUGGCCUCGCAACAAGGCCGGCAAGAAGGAUGCGAAGCAUUUGGAGCGCCUAAAGCGUGUUGCCGGUACGACUUUCGAGAGCUACAAUGCCGGUAAUGGUGGUUGGAUCUUCACCGUGCCUCACUUCUCUUCUUACGGCCUCGACUACGAGAAUGAUUACAGCGACAACGAGGAGGAAGAGUCGAGUGAGCUGAGCCCCGUGCCCGACACGCCUGCCCACACUUUACUCAACACAAGCCAGAUGACCAGCACACCCCAGCAGGACUCGCUUAUUAGCCCCGAUGGGUCCAGCCCCGACGACACCUUCGACUUCAAGAGGGGCAUGCGCGCCCGCGCGAGCGUCCCCGGAGGCUUCGGCAGCGAUCCCGCGUACGAAGAGUACGACGACGACGAGUCUCGCGACGAGUCUUUUUUAGGGGAGCGCUCCGUGGGUUCGCCUGAUAGCCAGCAAGAAGCUGACUACUAUGAGAGCGAAUCCGAAUUGGACCAAGACCAGAGCAUGGCGGAUUCUGUGUCCGGACCUAUUCACACCACGGAGCCAGCAACCGCUACAGAACCAGAUCCAUUCAGGAGCACACUCAAGGCGCCAAAGUCAAUUCUAAAGGCCAGCCAGGUCUUCAGGCCUAACUUUGGCACGCCCUCGAAGGGACAAGCCAACUUUGACGACGACUGGGCGGAUCAACUUCAACGCACCAUCAGUCCGAGAAAGCAAGACCGGGCUGCUUUGCGUGAAUCCCCGAGUUACGAUACGAGUCCCACCCUUGCAGCACAAUCGAUCAACGUGCGUCCCUUUGCGACACAUAUGGACUUGAUGAACUCGCUCUUCGGCGAGACGGAGGAGGUUCAAGAGCCGCUUCCAAAGCGACAUGGACAAGGCAUCGAGUUACCCUAUUCGAAACGACCCAAGCCUUCCCUUGAUCUCGACGACAUGACCGACGCCGACAAAGACUAUCACAACUGUAGCAAGCCCCGCUUCAGCGAAACCGGCGUUCUGGUUUAUGGCAACAAAGGCACCAAGACCCUCGAAAGCGGCUCCUUUUCUACUGCUCAGCAACCACUCGCAGGUGCCACCAAGGACGUCCGUUUCAUGAAGAUGCCCACCUUUGACGAUGCUUCGCCCGAGACGUUGAGCGUGCAGAAGCAGCAGACCAAGAUCUCCACUGCCAAUGGCAUACCUUUUGCCACAAUUAUCACCGAGCCUGCACCAAUUGAAUUCUCCAGUUUGGCAAAGGCUGUUGCUGUCGACACUUCCGCGGGCGCUCAGGAACAGCAUGCAUGGCAACUGCUCUCGCUUCUGUUUGAUGGUGCUGACAGGAUCAAAAUGCCAGCUGACGUCGACCCUGAAGACAUCGAACGUUACAGGAAAGAGAGGCUGUCUGACUUCUGGAAAGCUUUGGUCUAUAGCGACGCGCAAAAACAUGCCCAAGAAGCAGCGACUUCUGAAGAGCGUGCAAUUGCCCACCUGAGUUGCAACAAUGUCGCCGAAGCUUGCCAUGCUCUGCUUGAAGGCUUGGACCUACGGCUUGCUACCAUGGUCGCACAGAUAGGGGGCGAUGCGGACAUGCGUCACACCAUGACCACUCAGAUCGAAGAGUGGCGACGCCUGGACAUGCUGGCUGAAAUGGAGGACGCACAUCGCGCUCUGUAUGAGCUCCUGUCUGGUAACUGCGCGCAGGCAGAUGGCAAGCAAGGAAACGGUCGUGAGAAUCGGGCUGUCACAUUCAACAUCUCAAGCAGAUUCGCUCUCGACUGGCGUCGUGCGUUCGGCCUCCGUCUGUGGUACGGCACGCUUGUUGACGAGCCUAUCGAGCUAGCUGUGGCACAGUUUGCGGAUGCUAUCAGGGACGGGCUUGAGGACGUAAAGCCUGUGCCUUGGUUCGUCCGCGACAACACUGACAUGGGCUGGGCUGAUCCAGAUGCGGCCAACCGUGAGGACCUGCUUUGGGGCAUACUCAAGCUCUAUGCUGCGACCAAGCUGGACAUCCCAGCGAACGUAGAAGACGUCCUGGCACCAGAGAACGUCUCUGGCAAUCCUUUCAACGCGCGCUUGUCGUUCCAGCUCUUCCAGCUCCUCCAUUCUCGUCACCGAGACGAGAUCGAAGAGCCUGAGCGUAAGGUCGGCAUGCCCACGUUCCGUGGCGAUAGUGAGGGCGACUUCCGUCGAUCGUUCAUGUCAUCGACGGCCACCGUUACCAACAAAGACACGCAAGGUGCUGAUCCUCUGGUUGAGCUUGGCGAUAAAAUCACUCUGACCUUCGCCUCAUCGCUCCAUACACCCGAGCAUUGGACCACGGCUGUAUGGGCAUACAUCCACCUAUCGUCAGCAGCCAUGCGUGAGCACCACAUUCGAUCAUUGAUCAGCCAGUUCGCAAAAUCAUUUACACUCACCGACUCUGACUCCACAUACCGCUACCUGACAAACGAAUUACACAUUCCCGCAACCUGGCUCCACGCUGCUGCCGCAUUGCAAGCCAAGACCGAGGGCGAUGCCGUCCAGGAAGCCAUGCACCUGAUCAAGGCUGAUGAGCUGCAAGAGGCCCAUGAAGUACUUUGCCGCAAGGUUGGCCCCGAUGCCAUUAUCUCGCGUGACUAUGAGCCGUUGCGGGAACUUAUGAUUGGAUUCGUUCCCGAGGAGACAGACAAUCUUUCGAACGACGAUGCGUCCCUUGCUUCUUCCCGACGCGGUGCGUUUGGUCGUGGGCCGGAGGGCGUUGCUGGCUGGGCGCAAGGUGGCCAGGUCUACCUAGACUACAUCGAGCUCCUUGAUCACACCGGUCGCCGCUCGACCUAUCGCGUCGACGAAGAGCUCGAACAAGAGAUUCAGCAUCUGCUCUCUAAGCUGCAGAGAGCUCUUGAGAUUGCUGCCCACGACCGUCUGGACUCUUGUGGCCUCGAGGAGCGUGUCGCGCUGAUGGAGAUCGCGGGCACCGUCGCUAACCUCGUCGCAAAGAGCAAGACGCUCAAUCGUUCCCGAAUUCUCAAGCUCCCGCUUACAGAAGACUUGUGGCUCAAGCACUCGUGCGACCUCAGCACGAGCUACUAUCGCAACCUCAUGGCAGACAGCAGGUAGAGUCUCCUGACUGCUUAGGCAUUGUCGAUUGUCGUAGGAAAGGGUUAGAAGUUUAGUUCUUCGAAGUGCAAGAGAGGAUGGCGGAGGGUACGCAGAGUACAGACAUGGUUAGGUUAUUCGAUAAUUGGAGUUGGCAAAAGCGAUAAAGGGAACAGGUGUAUAGUAAGAAUUUGUACAAAGACCGAUAGUCUGUUCAUCCUUGUUCCGUGUUUGCAAGUACAUCGCGACGAUCGUAACGACCGUUUCAAUAUCCUUUUUUGAGCCAACGCCCAAGCAUAGAAGCGAACAUGAAUGUAGUGCAGAACCAACAGCGUUCUAGCAAGCUCGUCCGGCUACGUUGAAAUAUCGUGAUCUGUGUGCACAUAUGGUGACGUCUGAAACAUGUUGGCUAGAAUUGAGUAAAUACCUUUCAAAGACGGUGAACUGCGCGUGUCACAGGAUAGUCUAAGAGGAGAUGCAUGGUAAGAGUGGAUUGGCUG